AUGUCCAAGGUAAUGAGAAGUGUAAAAAAUGUCACCAAAGGCUAUUCUAGUGUUCAGGUCAAAGUGCGCGAAGCAACGAGUAAUGAUCCAUGGGGCCCGACCGGAACUCAGAUGAGCGAGAUCGCUCAACUAACUUACAAUUCGUCCACCGAGUUCUACGAUAUUGUUGAUAUGCUCGACAAACGUCUGAACGACAAGGGCAAGAAUUGGAGGCACGUCCUGAAGGCACUGAAAGUGCUCGACUACUGUUUGCACGAAGGGUCCGAAUUAAUUGUCACUUGGGCUCGCAAGAACAUAUACAUCAUCAAGACCCUUCGCGAAUUCGUCUACAUCGAUGAGGAUGGCCGGGACGUGGGUCAAAAUGUUCGGGUUGCCGCGAAAGAAUUAACUUCUUUGAUUCUAGACGAAGAGAGACUACGUGCUGAGCGAAGUGAUCGCAAGACGUGGAAAUCUCGCGUCACCGGUAUUGAGGAAUUCGCUUCAGAAGGACCGACCGUUCCAGCACAACGGCGCCAGCGUCCCAGACGGCAAAGCGGCGACGACGAAGAGGACGCCGAGUACAAAUUAGCUUUGGAGGCCAGCAAGUAUCAGGAGGAAGAAGACCGAAGGAGACGUGAAGGUCGCCAGGGAGUCGAGGAAGAUGACGACGAUCUAGCCAAGGCCAUUAAGCUUAGCAAAGAGGAAGACGAGCGAAGGAGGCGCGAGUUGGAAGAGAGUAAUGCUAGUUCGCUCUUCGACGAUGCCCCUACGACGAGUACCGCACCUCAGCCUACAGGAAUGAAUAUGGGAUAUCAGCAGGGCAGCAAUGUCGACUGGCUUGGAAAUCCGAUCGAUCAGAACCAAAUGAUGCAGGCUCAGCCGACUGGGUAUAUGAACAACGCGUACACUGGGUAUCCGACGAAUGGUUAUGCAAAUGGGUACAACAAUGGCUUCAACCCGCAGCAGACCGGCAUGUAUGACCCAUACGGCCAGCAGCAAAACAACACCCUUCAGCCUCAGCCGCAGCCAUUCCAAAUGCAGGCAACUGGAUAUAACCCUUAUGCGCAGCAACAACCCCAGUUCCAACAACCGCAGCCCACUGCCUCUCCAGAACCAACCGUACCUUCUGGUAGUAAUAACCCCUGGGCGUCGAACAAUGGGAAUCAAGCCCAAUCGCUUAAACCAAUGCCGACUGGUUCGAACAAUCCUUUUGCAAGUGGGUUUAGCCGACCGCAAUCGAGCAGAGCCCCGGCGAUUCCUACGCUUAGUAGCCUACAAAGCCUUCCCGAACAAAAAAGCCUGCAGGCGUUCAGUCCUUCGCCCCAACCCCAAUCUCAGCCCUCUUUCAGCCAACCACAGCCAUCCUACAACCAAACCCAGCAACCUCAGAAGCAGCUUAGUGAACACGAACAGAGACUCAAUGCUCUUCUUGCUAGUGGUGAGGGUAUGGACACGUUCGGAAACACUGGCGAGCUACGUAUUCCAGCUCAACACACAGCACCGGGUACAUUCGUCAACUCCGCAGGUGUAGGUGCUAAUAAGCUUACGGCGGAGGCUACGGGCAACAACCCCUUUCUUCGUCAACAAUUUACCGGUAUGCCAACGGUCUCGUACGGGUCGCAGCAGCAGAUGCAGGUGCCACAGAUGCCACAGAUGCCUGCAGCCACUGGUCCAGCCGGUAUGAAUGGGUAUGGUGGAGGAAGUAACCCGUUUGCCUCACGACCUCAGCAGCAGAACAACAACCAGGGGCAAGACCUCAUCCAAUUUUAG
Hypoxylon fragiforme is the source of this 1749-nucleotide messenger RNA. Its product is annotated as ENTH-domain-containing protein. The transcript is spliced from 4 exons. The coding region runs from base 1 to 1749 and encodes 582 amino acids. Gene Ontology annotation, biological process: endocytosis; actin filament organization. Gene Ontology annotation, cellular component: plasma membrane; endosome; clathrin vesicle coat. NCBI's taxonomy places the organism in Eukaryota, Fungi, Ascomycota, Sordariomycetes, Xylariales, Hypoxylaceae. The record is from RefSeq and is a predicted model, not a curated record. Gene Ontology annotation, molecular function: phospholipid binding; clathrin binding.